AUGUCGUCGCAACAACCCGCUGCGGAUCCCAAUGCCGUGCCAGACACACAUCUAGGGCUGACAGAAGACCAAAUCGAGCUCCUGCGGCAUGGACAGCAAGCAGUGGCGGCGGCCGGGGGCGCGGGCUCGACGUCAUCCCGCGCCGCGAGCCGCGCUUCGUCCCAGGGGAUGCUGAUGAUGGACAGUUCGUCGCUCAGUGCUCUCGGCCGCCAUUUUGACCGGGUCAUGCAGUCGAUCCAGGAGCGGCUCGAGUACCUGAUGGAGCAGUCCCAAAUCGUGACGCUCAGCGUCUACGACCGCGCCGGCAACCUCAUCGACAAUGCCGACGCCGAGAUUGCACGCUACCACGAAAUCAUGGCGCAGAUCGACGAGCUCGAGCUGGACUUCGACCGUAUCGCCGGAAUUCGCGAGAUCGUCCGGGGCUUUCGCCAGAGGGCCGAAGAGCUGGAGCGCGAGCUGGAACGCGCCGGCGGUGGCAGCUCAUCGAGGCGACACGGCCAAUCGUCGCGCCGGAGCCAUGGGCAUUCGAGUAGCUCUGGGAAACGCCGUGGUUGA
This is a messenger RNA of Chaetomium globosum CBS 148.51, 555 nucleotides long. RefSeq lists its product as uncharacterized. Bases 1 to 555 code for a protein of 184 amino acids. The record is from RefSeq and is a predicted model, not a curated record. Gene Ontology annotation, cellular component: BLOC-1 complex. Gene Ontology annotation, biological process: endosome organization. Lineage: Eukaryota; Fungi; Ascomycota; Sordariomycetes; Sordariales; Chaetomiaceae. The transcript has a single exon.